Phyllostomus hastatus (greater spear-nosed bat) is the source of this 1186-nucleotide messenger RNA. It is a transcript of the gene PHOSPHO2, whose product is annotated as phosphatase, orphan 2. The coding region runs from base 450 to 1175 and encodes 241 amino acids. The transcript has 4 exons. Gene Ontology annotation, molecular function: phosphatase activity. The record is from RefSeq and is a predicted model, not a curated record. NCBI's taxonomy places the organism in Eukaryota, Metazoa, Chordata, Mammalia, Chiroptera, Phyllostomidae.
GUGCAAAUGGGAAGUCCCCGGGCACUGGCGAAGGGACACUCCGCGGGAGCAGGGCGGAGGCUAGGACCACUGCUGACUACUGGCCUCCGGCGGUGGAGAGGUCUGGGGACCCGGCCCAGCCUGGUGCCUCCAUCCUCAUUCAUCUCAUGUCCUACCCCGGAUGACCCCAACUAGGUUCCUGUGCCUACCUUCCCGGGGGACUCGGCAGGUUUUCUAUCAGAUGUUCUACCAUAAUAAUGCUGAGAGAGUGGAAGGGAAGGAGGAGAGGGAGAGAAUCAUCACUGUGUGCUUGUCUCUUGCUCUGCCCCUACUGGGGGCCUACCCUGGCCUGCAGCCCAGGCAUGCGCCCUGACUGGGAAUUGAACCAGUAGCCCUUUUGUUCCCAGGCUUGUGCUCAAUCCACUGAGCCACACAAGCUAGGGGGGAUAACCCAAAUCUGUUUUACAACCAUGAAAAUUUUGCUCGCUUUUGACUUUGACAAUACAAUCAUAGAUGACAAUAGCGACACCUGGAUUGUACGGUGUGCUCCAGAGAAAAAGCUUCCUAUUGAACUACAAGAUUCUUAUGAAAAAGGAUUUUGGACAGAGUUUAUGGGCAGAGUCUUUCAGUAUUUGGGAGAUGAAGGUGUAAGAGAAGAUGAGAUGAAAAGAACAGUGACAUCAAUGCCUUUUACUCCAGGGAUGGUGGAGCUUUUAAACUUUAUAAGUAAGAACAAGGAUAAAUUUGAUUGCAUCAUUAUUUCAGAUUCAAAUUCAGUCUUCAUAGAUUGGAUUUUAGAAGCUGCCAGUUUUCAUGAUGUGUUUGAUAAAGUGUUUACAAAUCCAGCAGCUUUUGAUGGCAGUGGUCAUCUCACUGUGAAAAAUUAUCAUGCUCAUUCUUGCAAUAGGUGUCCCAAAAAUCUUUGCAAAAAUGUAGUUUUGGUAGAAUUUAUAGAUAAACAAUUACAACAGGGAGUAAAUUAUACACAAAUUGUUUAUGUAGGUGAUGGUGGAAAUGAUCUUUGCCCAGUAACCUUUUUAAAGAAGAACGAUGUUGCCAUGCCACGGAAAGGAUAUGCUUUACAGAAAACGCUUUCCAGAAUGUCUCAAAAUCUGGAGCCCAUGGAAUGUUGUGUUGUAGCUUGGUCUUCAGGUGUUGAAAUAAUUUCUCAUUUACAAUUCCUAAUAAAGGAAUAAUAUGCCAACAA